Molecule: messenger RNA, 1735 nt
Organism: Mytilus trossulus (common blue mussel)
Lineage: Eukaryota; Metazoa; Mollusca; Bivalvia; Mytilida; Mytilidae
Product: aminomethyltransferase, mitochondrial-like
Exons: 7
Coding region: 83-1294 (403 amino acids)
Biological process (GO): glycine catabolic process
Cellular component (GO): mitochondrion
Molecular function (GO): aminomethyltransferase activity; protein binding
Source: RefSeq, a predicted model, not a curated record
UAUCAUUAAUAAAAAAAGCCUGAAAUAAAAUCCUGUCAUCUGCAAGAUUAUAGUGAACUUGUAGAUUUCACCUUAAUUUAUCAUGUUUUCAAGAGUUUUGAGACUUAAGAAUAGUCUGAUCUCUAAUCAAAGUCAUAUUCGUAAAUUUUGCAAAUCGCAAACACACUUGGAUCUGAAAAGAACAUGUCUGUAUGAUUUCCAUGUUCAUAAUGAAGGGAAAAUUGUUCCAUUUGCUGGAUGGGAAAUGCCAGUACAAUAUAAAUCAGGAAUAACUUCAGAACAUCUCCAUGUUAGAUCUGACGCUGGUUUGUUUGAUGUCUCACAUAUGCUGCAGACAAAGAUCACAGGCGAAGACAGCAUUAAAUUUAUUGAAAGUAUGACUGUAGCUGAUGUUGAAGGAUUAAAAGAAAAUCAGGGAACUUUGAGUGUAUUUACUAAUGAUACUGGUGGUAUAUUAGAUGAUUUAAUUAUCAACAAAACAACUGAUGGAUAUUUAUAUGUGGUAUCUAAUGCUGGAUGUGCAGAAAAAGAUCUGAGAAAUAUGUUGACUCAAGCAGAACUAUUCAGAAACGCAGGUGGAGAUGUGGAUGUGGAAAUAAUAUGUAAUGGUUUAUUGGCACUGCAAGGUCCAUCUGCUGGUAAGGUGAUGCAAGAGGCUGUUGACUUUGAUAUGAACACUUUACCAUUCAUGACAAACAAACAAUGUAGUGUAUAUGGUAUAUCUGAUUGUAGGGUAACACGGUGUGGAUAUACUGGUGAAGAUGGUGUUGAGAUAUCAGUUCCAUCAGACAAAAGUGUGGAGUUAGCAAUAAGACUGAUGAACUCAAAGGCUGGAAAUGUCAAAUUAAUAGGUCUUGGAGCAAGAGACAGUUUACGACUAGAAGCUGGUCUAUGUUUAUAUGGGAAUGAUAUUACUGAGACUACAAGUCCUGUAGAGGCUACAUUGAUGUGGACCAUUGGAAAAAGAAGAAGACAAGAUGCUGAUUUCCCUGGAGCAGAAGUCAUAUUAGAACAGAUAAAACAGAAGCCAACAAGAAAAAGGAUAGGAAUUAUAUCUGAAGGUCCACCUGCUAGAGGUGGAACAAAAAUAUAUAAUGAAUCGGGUACUACACAGAUUGGAGAGCUAACAAGUGGUUGUCCUUCACCUUCAUUAAAAAAGAAUGUAUCCAUGGGAUAUGUGGAAACUCCAUUUUCUAAAGUUGGAACUGGUGUUCAGCUGGAAGUACGAAAAAAGAUGGUGCCAGCUACUGUGUCAAAAAUGCCAUUUUUGAAGUGCAAUUAUUUCACUGGCUAGUAUUGUGAAUUAUUCUUGUCAUUUAGGUAUCUGGACCAUAAUUGAAUUUGACCACAUACUAAUUAUUUAAAAGACCUGGUUGCGCUUUGUACACGUUGUAUGCAAACCUGACUGCAUCAGAAAUCUUCUUUUUCACAUGAUAAAUUUCUUCAGGGAAUAUUUUCAAGUUUAAAGAUUAUUUCAUACUCAGGAAUAUUUUAAUUUCAUUUGUCCUAAAAAUAUUACAGUUAUUAGAUUAUGUUUUUUUUUUUAACUUUUAAAAUAUCAAAGUAAUUUAAAAAAAAAUAUAUAUAAAAGUUGAACUUAUAUUUGUAUUAUGGUCCAGAUACUUAAAUGAUAUGUCACUUUAUACAUUGUUAUUUGAAAAUAAAGAUUUAUGACUUUUAAAACCUAUUACUGUGGAUAUCAAUUUUUGGAGAUAUUUUAAUUUGUGGUUCAGCU